Messenger RNA from Nerophis ophidion (straightnose pipefish), 2722 nucleotides. RefSeq names its product mitochondrial glutamate carrier 1-like. Lineage: Eukaryota; Metazoa; Chordata; Actinopteri; Syngnathiformes; Syngnathidae. The record is from RefSeq and is a predicted model, not a curated record. Gene Ontology annotation, molecular function: L-aspartate transmembrane transporter activity; L-glutamate transmembrane transporter activity. Bases 123 to 1127 code for a protein of 334 amino acids. Gene Ontology annotation, biological process: aspartate transmembrane transport; L-glutamate transmembrane transport; malate-aspartate shuttle. The transcript is spliced from 9 exons.
AUGAGCUCAGUUGGAGUCUCUAUAAAUACAUACCACCUGUCUUCUCAGUGUCUCUGCUGUGGCGCCUCAGCCUGCUUUCCCUCCAUCAUUGGGCUUUUGCGACCUUCAACACCACAGAAACCAUGGCUCAACAGCAGCAGAUUAGCCUUCCGGCUAAACUGAUCAACGGGGGGAUUGCCGGCAUGGUUGGAGUCACCUGUGUGUUCCCAAUCGACCUGGCAAAGACUCGCCUGCAGAACCAGCAAAGAAGUCAGCAACUUUACAGGAAUAUGAUGGACUGCCUAAUAAAGACCGUUAAAUCCGAAGGUUACUUUGGCAUGUACAGAGGUGCUGCUGUAAAUCUGACCCUAGUGACUCCUGAGAAGGCUAUCAAACUCGCUGCCAACGACUUCUUUCGCCACCAGCUAAGCAAAAAUGGCGCCAAGUUAACAGUGUUCAAGGAGAUGCUGGCAGGAUGCUGCGCCGGGAUGUGCCAGGUCAUUGUCACCACACCCAUGGAGAUGCUCAAGAUCCAGCUUCAGGAUGCUGGCAGGCUUGCAGCCCAGCAGAGGUUGAUGCCCAGUGUGGUAACGGCUCUGAAGAUGGGUGGAACCAGUGCUGUCCCCAGCCGCUCCUAUAACAGCAGCCCUGCGCCUCAGGUCACGAGAGUAUCAGCCACACAGAUCACCAGAGAACUGCUCAAGACCAAAGGCAUCACCGGGCUGUAUAGAGGACUUGGGGCUACGUUAAUGAGGGACAUCCCUUUCUCGGUUGUGUACUUUCCUCUUUUUGCACAUUUACACCAGCUGGGCCAGCACUCAUCAGGAAACCCUUCGGUGCCGUUCUAUUGGUCCUUUGUGUCUGGCUGCUUGGCUGCGUCCGUUAGCGCGAUAGCUGUCAGCCCUUGUGACGUGGUCAAAACAAGGCUACAAUCCCUCAAAAAAGGAACUAAUGAGGAAACCUACAAUGGAGUGGUGGAUUGUAUCAGAAAUAUCAUGAGAAAAGAGGGAGCCUCUGCUUUCCUCAAGGGGGCAAGUUGUCGGGCCCUUGUCAUUGCUCCCCUCUUUGGCAUCGCCCAGGUGGUGUACUUUGUUGGAGUUGGAGAGAUGGUGCUCGGUUACACUCCCUAUAAAAUCUACUCUGCAUAGGGGAGGUUAGGUGUAAAGUAUGGAAGGGCCAAAAUGCGCCUCUAUGUGGUCUCAAAGUCAGAUUUCCUCCACUGGAAUUAUUGAUUAACUAACUUGGGCCCCUUUCCCUCCAUAAUCAGAUUUACAGAAUGUCAAAAAAAACUACAGUCAAGAAAAUAAGUAUUUCAACACCCUGCUAUUUUGCAAGUUCUCCCACUUAGAAAUCAUGGAGGGGUCUGAUAUUUUCACGGUAGGUGCAUGUCCACUGUAUGAAAGAGAAACUAAAAUGAAAAAUACAGAAAUCACAAUCCAUGAUUUUUUAACAAUUUAUUUGUGUGAUACAGCUGAAAAUAGGUAUUUGAACACCUGUCUAUCAGCUAGAAUUCUGACCCUCAAAGACCUGUUAGUCCGCCUUUAAAAGCCUUCCUCCACUCCACUGUAUUAUCCUGAAUCAGAUGCACCUGUGUGAGGUCGUUAGCUGCAUAAAGACACCUGUCCACCCCAUACAAUCAGUAAGACCCAAACAUUCAGCAUGGCUAAGAGCAAAGAGCUGUCCAAAGACACCAGAGACAAAAUUGUACAACUCCACAAAGAUGGAAAGGGCUCUGGAGAAAUUGCCAAGCAGCUUUGUUAAAAAAGGUCCACUGUUGGAGCAGUCAUUAUAAAAUGGAAGAAGCUAAACAUGACGGUCAAUCUCUAUGGGAGUGGACCCCCAUGCAAGAUAUCACCUCGUGGGGUCUCAAUGAUGCUAAGAAAGGUGAGGAAUCAGCCCAGGACUACACAGCAGGACUUGGUCAAUGACCUGAAAAAGGCUGUGACUACUGUUUCCAUGGUCACUGUUGGUAAUACACUAAGACGUCAUGGUUUGAAAUCAUGCAUGGCACGGAAGGUUCCCCUGCUUAAACCAGCACAUGUUAAGGCCCAUCUUAAGUUUGCCAAUGACCUUUUGGAUGAUCCAGAGGAGUCAUGGGAGAAAGUUUUGUGGACAGAUGAGACCAAAAUGUACCUUUUUGAUCAUGAUUCCACUAUGCGUUUUUCGAGGAAGAGGAAUGAUGCAUACCAUCCCAAGAACACCAACCCUAUUGUGAAGCAUGGGGGUGGUAGCAUCAGGCUUUGGGGGUGUUUUUCUGCUCAUGGGACAGGACGACUGUACUGUAUUAAGGAGAGAGUGACUGCAGCGAUGUAUUGUGAGAUUUUGGCCAAAAACCUCCUUCCCCCAGUCAGAUCAUUGAAGAUGAGUCGUGGCUGGAUCUUCCAACAUGACAAUGACCCAAAGCACACAUCCAGGAAAACCAAGAUGUGGCUUCGUAAGAACCAUAUCAAGGUUCCGGAGUGGCCUAGCCAGUCUCCAGACCUAAAUCCAACUGAAAAUCUUUGGAGGGAGCUGAAAGUCUGUGUUACUCAGCGACAGCCCAGAAACUUGACUGAUCUAGAGAAGAUCUGUGUGGAGGAGUGGGCCAAAAUCUCUCCUGCAGUCUGUGCAAACCUGGUGAAGAACUAUAGGAAACGUUUGACCUCUGUAAUUGCAAACAAAGGCUACUCUACCAAAUAUUAAUGUUUGUGUUGAAAUACUUAUUUUCAGCUUUAUCACAGAAAUAAAUUGUUAAAAAAUCAUA